Messenger RNA from Acipenser ruthenus (sterlet), 7268 nucleotides. RefSeq names its product protein SPT2 homolog. Gene Ontology annotation, molecular function: DNA binding; histone binding. The record is from RefSeq and is a predicted model, not a curated record. Gene Ontology annotation, biological process: regulation of DNA-templated transcription; nucleosome assembly. The transcript has 7 exons. NCBI's taxonomy places the organism in Eukaryota, Metazoa, Chordata, Actinopteri, Acipenseriformes, Acipenseridae. Gene Ontology annotation, cellular component: nucleolus. The coding region runs from base 1813 to 4053 and encodes 746 amino acids.
CUGUAUACUACAUGUACGUGGAAAAGCAUGUCUGAGAGAGUAUCACAGAAAACAUUCGUCUACACCGUAUAUUAUUAAUAACAGUAUAUAACAUUUAUUUGAAGAAAUACAAAUAGUUCCAUACGUCAAACUUAAAUAGAACAAAUGAAUGCACCUGUAGACACGAGAAAUAUGGUUGCGUUAUUUUGUUAAAUGUCCUUUGAAAAAGAUAAUAGGCUUUUCCCUCUCGACCAGGUGGAUUUACAAAAAAAUAUGGUAUAGGCUAAUUGUUUUCCUUAUUAGCGUUGUACUAUUGUUUUAUUUACAAUUAGAAAUGGCAUAUGAUGAAUCAAUGAUACUAACAAAAAAAAAUUACUGGAAAUAAGUAAUAACGUGUACCGUAUUUAUUUAUUUUUUUCUCAAAAAGACGUGUUAACCCUUUCUUUAGCUAAAUGAAUAAAGACACUGACGGUACGAUAUAUUUUAUAUGGGCUUUUAAAUAAAGUAAUUGUUUUGGGAAAAAAAAUUCUCAAGCACCUUUGUUUUUAAUGCAGCGAAACGUAAGAGAACGGAAAUGACACAGAAUUCCAUUGACGUACUACCACAGAGUGCGACGGGGAGGAUUGGAUAUCCUGGAGAGGAAACACUUCGAGAGAAUCUAAUGAAAUUUCUUUCGGUGUUGGGGUUCCUUAUACUUCCCAGGGUGUUGCUGUUUGUUUUGGCUGUUGUUACUGUCCGCUUCCCAGUUUUCUGGGUUUUUUUGUGUGCGUGUUGGUGUCGGUGUGCCGGAGCGUGGUUGUGUUCCUCGGGGACUCGGGGAGGUAUUUUUUUUAUUUUUUCUGUCUCUCACCGCUGUGUUGGACUACUCGGCAGGGAAAACUGGCCAUGGAUUUCAACACCAUCCUGUCCAUGGCGUCUGAAAACCAGGGUCUGAGCAGCUUACCGUUUACUUCCUCUACUUUACCACAGAAUACAUUUACUAAAUGUUGUGGUGAUGAAGACAGUCUUUCACUACCCGCCUGCCUAUGGAUGUUUUAAAGGCUCUUAAGUUCAGUGUUGAUUGGCUUACAGGCCCCUACAGUACAUAGUAGUGCUGUGGUUCAAACACUUUAGGCUGAUACAAACAAAACCUGGCAUUACAGCUGUUUGUUUUAGGACUGCUGACUGAUUCAACAAAGAAGCAAAACUGCAAACCAAGCUCAUUUUCUGUGCUGCUAUUACUUGGUUCUAUACAGCUGCACAUAACUGUCUAAUCUGUCCUAAGGCAAUGAUAGGCUAUCACCUGCUGUGUUUAAAGUCUCUGCACUUCAGUACAGUAUAGCGCUACAGUGAAGUAAUUUUGGGAGUGUAAGAACAUACAGCGCAUUAUAUAUAUAUAUAUAUAUAUAUAUAUAUAUAUAUAAUCACACUCACACACACAGUAGAACCUCAUUUAUCUGCGGCUUCUCUUAUCUGUGGCUCCCUGAUGAGUUUUAUCUCUGAAAUGCAGUACGUUAUUGCCAAUGUAUAAUGCCCACGUUGCGCGCACACACACACACACACACACAUUUAGCGCCAAAUUGGACAACAGUAACUGUGAUGACGGUGGCAGUGAGGAAGAAGAGACCCCAAAAACCUGUGGAGUAGAAGCCAAGACAGCGGCACUACAGAUGGAUUCAUUUCUUGGCAAAGCGAUACAGCCUGUCGGUGGGACCCCCCAAAAAGGACCCGAAAGUGAAAGGUGUGCAUUCUGCAGCAGUGCAAGCCUUCCUGAAGAAGCAGCAGAAUGAGAACAAAAAAAAAGUGAUAGAAAGCAAGCGAAAGAAGGAGGAGCUGCUUGCCAAGCGAGUGGAGAUGAAGUCUGACCGGAAAGCACGCGCCAUGGCAUCUCGGACCAAGGACAACUUCAGAGGCUACGACGGCGUCCCCAUUGUGGAGCCAACUAAGAAGAGGCGUUCGAAGCAGGAGAUGGCAGAGGAAAGACAGCGAAAUGCAGAAGGGCGUGAGCACAACGGGACAGGUGACGAGGAGGAUUAUUGUGAAUACUCACAAACUGAGUCAGAGUACGAGGAUGAUGGGGAAGAGACAGACAGAAUGACAGCAAGAGUGCCCGACAGAAUGGCAGCGCGAGAGCCUGAGAAAGCCUCUAAGAAGCCUAACACAGCCAAGCCUGCACCUCCCCCCAUGAACUUCGCAGAACUCCUAAAGCUGGCACAAAAGAAGCAGUUUGAACCAGUGGAGCUGAAAUCCACGAAGAAGACUGAAGAGAAGCUAAGGACUGCAGAGGAACUGAAGGAGAUGGAGUUCCUGGAGCGAAAGAAUAAGAAAUACAUCCAGGAGAUGGGAAGAGAAGGGAAGCCUGAGAGAGACAACAGGUCCCAGGUGGUCUCUAGCUCUUCAAAAAAGAGUUUGCCAGACAAGGAUGUAAGAAGCGGAAAGCUGCUGUCGUCUAAAAGUUAUGCUGAGAAACUCCCUCCCAACGGUGUGGUGAGUAAGAAACCAAAGCCGCCUUCAUCCAGUGAAAGACCUCACAGUUCUUCUACUGCCAAGCAGUCUCAGGGUGAUAGACACAGACCUGGACUGGUUGUGUCCAGCAAAAGCUCCUCGGGUGCCAGUAGUGUCAAAAACUCUUUAAAAAACAGCUCCAGCUCUCUUUCCUCUGCCAAAGCUUCUGCCCCUAGGCCGCCUUCUAGUGGGGGUCAGAGGUCUUCUACCAGCAGUGACCUUAACCAGAAGAAAGGAAACCUUCCACCUUCUGGAAAGAUGGGCGGUGCUCCUGUGCGACCUGGAAGCAGUUCCAGCUCUGCCUCAGCGCGACCAGGAAGCUCAGGUCAGGGACGACCAGCAAGUGCUUGUCAGGUCAGACCCACAAGCGCCAAUGGUCCUACAAAAUCAGGAAGUUCAGGGCCUCCACGACCUGGAAGUGGUGCGCAAGCCCGACCAGUAAAUAGUGCUCCUGGCCAACCUGGAAAUGGUAUGCGGGACCGACCUCGGAAUGGUGAGCCAGGGAGACCUGGAAACAAUCAUCAAGCCCGACCUGGAAGUAGUGGACCAGGCCGACCUGACGGUAAUCCGCAGGGCAGACCAGGAAGUAGUGGCCAAGUGCUACCUGGAAGUUAUCCACAGGCCCGACCGGGAAGUAGUGGUCCUGGCCAACCUGGAAAUGGUAUGCGGGACCGACCUCGGAAUGGUGAGCCAGGGAGACCUGGAAACAAUCCUCAAGUCCGACCUGGAAGUAGUGGACCAGGCCGACCUGACUGUAAUCCGCAAAGCAGACCUGGAAGUUAUCCACAGGCCCGACCAGGAAGUAGUGGUCCUGGCCAAGCUGGAAAUGGUAUGCGGGACCGACCUCGGAAUGGUGAGCCAGGGAGACCUGGAAACAAUCCUCAAGUCCGACCUGGAAGUAGUGGACCAGGCCGACCUGACUGUAAUCCGCAAAGCAGACCUGGAAGUUAUCCACAGGCCCGACCAGGAAGUAGUGGUCCUGGCCAACCUGGAAAUGGUAUGCGGGACCGACCUCGGAAUGGUGAGCCAGGGAGACCUGGAAACAAUCCUCAAGCCCGACCUGGAAGUAGUGGACAAAUGAGACCUGGAGGCGUGGCACCUGGCCGACCUGGAAGCACUAUGGGCUCUGGCCCAGGGAGGCCCCAAUGCACUGUGGUGUCAGAAACCAUUUCUACCAAGGACUUUGUACCCGCCAAUGGGGUUAGGCCACCUAGACCCUAUCCAGGUCACAGGCCCAUGAUGAGGCCUCCAGGUCCCCCACUGCCUCCCAUCACCUCCAGCUACAAACGGAAAUUUGAUGACGAUGAUGAGGACGAGUGCGAUUCCGAAAUGGAGGACUUUAUCGAUGACGAGGGGGGAGAUCAAGAUGAAAUCUCAAAACAUAUCCGGGAAAUCUUUGGAUACGACCGAUCAAAAUAUAAAGAUGAAAGUGACUAUGCCUUGCGUUACAUGGAAAGUAGUUGGAAAGACCAGCAAAAGGAGGAGGCUCGGAGUUUGCGUUUGGGUAUGAAGGAGGAUGAGGAGGAGUUGCGAUUGGAGGAGGAGAUGAAAAAAAAGGCAGCGAUGAAAGCAAAACGAAGGAAACUGUAAAAGGCAGUCAGGAUCCAACCCCACUGACUGCCUGCUGUUACAAUAACUAUUUAUCUGUGGCUAAUCUCUGAGAACUGAAAUCCAGGAGCUAAGCAGAUUUACACUUAGGGGCAGAGGAUCACUUCUGCGCUGUGCAAAAGCAACAGAAAAAUAGCCAGCUGCAAUCAGGGUUUUCUACAAACAGACUACUAGACGUGGCACUGCUUCAUUUCUUUGCUGGAUAGCGGCUGCAUCGCAAUUUCUUUUUGGUACAGAAGAAAAGCUGUAGUGUUCGGAUCAGCAAUAAUUUGUAGUGUUCUUUUUAUUAUUGAAAUUCAAACUGGGAAGAAUAUAUUAUGAAGCCAUUUAAGAGGAAUUCUGACACAUGUAUUUUUUUUUUCUCUCCUGGUUUAAAAAAAAAAAAAAAAAGUGUUUUGGCACAGCGCUAAGUUUCAGUUAUUUAAUGAGUUUAUUUUACUGUGUUUAAUAUUCUUGCAAAUCCCCAAAGGCACUACCAGCUUACCAUGUCUGAUAUAUAUAGUAAUAUAUACCCUCCAUCUUCAUAAAAGCUGUACAAAAUCUUGCAGCAGGUGAGAGUAAUUCCAAAACUUUCGCUCGUGUUGUAAAUUUAACAAACCAUGCUAACUAAAACCUCCAUCAAAGCAGCAGUGGAUCAUACAGUACAUAUGUUUUAACUGACUUCAUCAUGUGCUGUAAUCUGUUCAGUGGCAGAAACCAUCAGCUAACAUAGGUGUUCUCUCAGGUAAAUGGCUAAAGGCAUUUUUUAGUUAUUUGAAAUGCUGUGCCUUAGUCACAAAAUAAUGUUAUUUUAAGAACUGUGGCCUGAAUUAAAUCAAAGUUUAUGGUCCCGCCAUAGCUAUACUUUAUAACAGCUAUGGCACCGCCAUAAUUUUAAUUUAAUACAGUUAAAAUUAAGUUUUCAGUUCAACUGUUUUAGAGAGGGUAACAAGCAGUGCUCCAGGUAAGCUGCGUACUGGGUGUUUUGCACAUUGAAAAAAUAUGUAUGAUAUUUAAAUUAAAUGCAUAAAGACUACACAUAGCAAUUUUGCUGCACAGCGUUAGCAUGUUAUCAAGUUUCUUGUACUAUGUUGGUUCCUGGCGUCUCAAUGGUCAAUUAUGAAUAUACUGCAUGCGGGAGCUAUGGAAUGGAUCAUAGAAAUGCCAGGAUUGUAGCCUGCUUGAGAAUUGCCUGAAAGUCGUGACCAAGAAGUCCAGGUUUUCAAUAAAAAAAGAAAUAAAGAAACGUACGGUUGAAUCCACUCACCUUCCAUAAAUCUGUAUAAUAAAUACAAUAUUCUAUGUUUGGAGAAAGUCGUGAUGCUUUAUAUUGCAAUAGCAAGCCAAUCAAUAAGGAAUACAAUAUUAUCGUUUCUUUAUUUGCAUUAGGACAAAUAUUGUUUAAUUAACUUUUAUUUUUAAUUUAAAUUUUAUUUUUAGGGAGGAAAGUGAGAGCACAAGAGACAGAGAGGUAGAUUUAUAGAAAACAACUAUAGAAACUAACAGCCCAGUACUCGUGAGAGGAGACUCGGUGAGCACAGUAGAUAACUACAUCGAGAGUAGCAACUUCUCAGACUAAUAUUAACACUGGACAAAAAUGGCUGUGUAAGACAUUGUUGGAUUUGUUUUCAGGUGGAAAAGAAGUAAGGAGUUUUUUUAAAUUUUUUUUUUAUUGCAAGACCAAGUGUUUGUACAGAAGUUAAAAGUAAUAUUACAUUUAAAAUGUAAGGCUGUAGUAAAUGCAUACCCUGUAAGUUGGUAUUAAAAUAUGUACUCUAUUGAAAGUAGUCAUCAUGACUUCAAGGUAAUGUUGCAUUUUACUAGCAUAGUGUUUAAAUUGGAGAAUAAAUUAGUCAAUGACUGAAAACCUUAUCUGUAGCACUGGUUACAAGUUUUACCCUUUUCAUAAAGCACAGUUCUAAGAGGUUUUAGGGCCUUCUGUCUAAAUCCAAAUAAAAGUUAAUUUAAUUAUUUAUUGGGGGCGGGGGAAGUAAACCUAGCUGGCAUUUCAGAUUUCGGAGGUUUUAAAAGCACGUAGAACAAGUUGUCUUGUAUUUUUUGGCUUUAUUAGAUUAUGGUAUGCACUGCAGGACUCCAGGUAUACCUGUUUUCCCUUCUAAAUUGAUUGGGCAGCAGAAAAGCAUAUCCAGUGCUGGGUGAUUACAUAUUCAAGCAACAGUCACCCCCUUCCCGCACAAACAUUUGAGAAUCUGUAUCGGUUAGAAGUAAAAAGUGGUUGGCAGUCAUUUCAAAAUUUCUGAAAAGGUCCUGAAUUCUGAUUUGGUGGCAAUACUGCGGUCAACCUCAAAAGCACAAUGGUUGCUUGUGCAUUACGCUGGCCCAGGAGAGAGGCCACCCGGUAGAUUAUGGGAUAUACUGUUACCAUUUUAGUGUCUUUUAAUUAAUUAAACACAUCUAAUUUCAUUAAUCUCCUGGGGGAAAUGGUUUUAUUUAUUUAUUUUGCGUCAUUCAUUUUACGCUAUAUGGCAUAGGCCCCAGAACCGCUAAACUUGUCAAAAUUGGUCAAAUCGUUUAUCUUGUAGGAGUGUUCAGUUGACAAAAAGAAUUAAUAAGUUAUUGGUUGAAAAAAAAGUAAUCUUAUUAUAAAUAUGUUAAAAUAGUGGUAAGCUUGGUCAAGUUUGCUUAGGCUUUUUUUUUUAUAUAUAGGGGUGCAUGCUGUUUAGGUGAAACUGAAGGCCUGGGAAAAGGCUUACUGUACUAACAUCGAUGUCCCACUGCCACUUACAACUGAGUCAUAGUCCUCUCAUUUAAAUGCAGGUUAAAAGCUCAUCAAAGUGUUGCACAAUGUUGCAGGCUUUCUACAUGACAAAAUAGCACAGAUCUUACUCUGGUUCCAGUUAACUGUUCUGCUUCAGUGUGACAGUAAGUGUUUCAAUGGUCUGCUGGAUUUCAUUUCUCAUUCUGAAACCAUCUAUGCAAAUUACCAACAGUCCAACGGAUGAGAUGUAAAACCGAGGUCCAUUUGUAAGUGACACUGCAGUCUCUGUAAGUCGCUUUGGAUAAAAGCAUAUGCUAAAUGACUAAAUAAUAUAUUUCUUCAGAUGUCCUUCUGUUGAUAAUGUAAAAGUGGGCAAUAUGCUUUCUGAACCACAGUGCUUGUUAUACAUUAGAAAUGUGGCUUAAUGGGCAGGGGAUCAGAUGGUCAACUGGGAUAAAAUAUGUAUUGUUAAAAUCUGGUAUUAAAAUAAUUGAACUGA